AUGUCCUGCCCCCGCACAGCAGAAUUCGACUCUGAUUCUGAAAACGACGGAGAUUAUGUGCCACCGGUAGAAAAGGACUCAAGUUCUUCAGACGAAGACGGGGGACACGAAGACAAAAGCAUACCGCACCCGAUACCUACUACAGCAGAGGACGAGGAAGCAAAGAAAGCCGCCAAGGAUGCAUUAUGGGCUAGCUUUCAAGCUUCCGUUGCAUCUGUACCCCCCUCUCAAGCCCAUACCGCGACAACCAAGGUGAAGGUGAAGAUAGAGAAGAGAUACAGAUUUGCUGGUGAAGAUGUGAUAGAUGUUCUUGAGGUGGACGAAGACUCUGAGGACGCGAAGAGAUGGCCCCGUGCUGGCGAAACGUCGUCGACAUCUGCAUCCGCGUCAACGAGCUCGACCCCGAAGCCCCCGGCCAAACGUCCAGGCGCCCGUAAAUCGAAAGUGACAUUGGCACCUCUACCAUCGGGGAAAGCCAAAAAGCUGUCCACGCUUGAGAAAUCAGCCAUGGACUGGCGUGCGCAUGUCGCUGCCGAAGCAAGUUCGGGUUUGCAGGAAGAACUGGACGCGAAUCGCAAAGGCGGAGGCUAUCUGGAAAAAGUGGACUUUUUGAAACGUGUCGAUGAGAGAAAGGAUGAUAUCCUCGAAGCUAGUCGAAGUAGUAAACGGCGGAGGACUUGA
Molecule: messenger RNA, 681 nt
Organism: Pleurotus ostreatus (oyster mushroom)
Lineage: Eukaryota; Fungi; Basidiomycota; Agaricomycetes; Agaricales; Pleurotaceae
Exons: 4
Coding region: 1-681 (226 amino acids)
Source: RefSeq, a predicted model, not a curated record